Dinoponera quadriceps is the source of this 3556-nucleotide messenger RNA. It is a transcript of the gene eIF3a, whose product is annotated as eukaryotic translation initiation factor 3 subunit A. Gene Ontology annotation, biological process: formation of cytoplasmic translation initiation complex; translation reinitiation. Gene Ontology annotation, molecular function: translation initiation factor activity; mRNA binding. NCBI's taxonomy places the organism in Eukaryota, Metazoa, Arthropoda, Insecta, Hymenoptera, Formicidae. The record is from RefSeq and is a predicted model, not a curated record. The transcript has 5 exons. Gene Ontology annotation, cellular component: eukaryotic translation initiation factor 3 complex, eIF3e; multi-eIF complex; eukaryotic translation initiation factor 3 complex, eIF3m. The coding region runs from base 173 to 3499 and encodes 1108 amino acids.
UAACCAAGCGCCUCCUUAUCCGGUACACGCGGUCGAGUCACUGGCGAGGUAGUUGCAGAGACACGGACGACAUUCGGUCGCAUCGGAAUUUCUUUCGGUUUUCGCAGGACCCCACGCGGAUCUUCGCUCGGUGUUUAUGUUGGAAGUGUAGCCGCGGUCUCACAGAGCAAUCAUGGCGCGAUACGGGCAGCGUCCCGAGAACGCCCUGAAACGGGCAUACGAGUUCAUCGAAGUGGGCAAACCAGCCCGGGCUUUAGACACGCUGCAAGAAGUCUUCCGUAACAAGAAAUGGACGUACAGCUGGUCGGAAUCCGUGCUGGAGCCCAUAAUGUACAAGUACUUGGACCUCUGUGUGGAACUGAAGAAGUCCCACAUAGCGAAGGAGGGUCUGUUCCAGUACAGAAACAUGUUCCAGUCGGUGAACGUCGGCAGUUUGGAGAACGUGAUACGCAGUUACCUGAGGAUGGCGGAGGAGAAGACGAACGCGGCUCGCAAGCAGAGCCAGCAAGCGGUGAUCGACAUCGACGAUCUCGACAAUCUCGCCACCCCCGAGAGCAUCCUGCUGUCCGCUGUGAGCGGCGAGGACGCGCAGGACAGGAGCGACCGCACCAUAUUGACACCGUGGGUGAAAUUCCUGUGGGAAUCAUACUGCCAAUGCUUGGAGUUGCUCAGAACCAACGCGCACGUGGAGACGCUCUACCACGACAUCGCGCGCAUGGCCUUCCAGUUUUGCCUCGAGUACAAUCGUAAGACUGAAUUUCGUAAACUCUGCGAGAAACUGCGCAAGCACCUGGAGGAGAUCUGCAAGCUGCCGCAGCUGGUCUCGAACGUCUCCAUGAAUAAGGCGGAGACGCAGCAGCUGAAUCUCGAGACGAGGCUGAACCAAUUGGACUCGGCGAUACAGAUGGAGCUCUGGCAGGAAGCGUUCAAGUCAUCCGAGGACGUGCACGGCAUGAUGAACUUGUCGAAGAAGCUACCGGUGCCGAAGACGAUGGCCAACUACUACCAGAAGCUGGCGAUGGUCUUCUGGAAGGCCGGCAAUUUCCUCUUCCACGCGGCCGCCCUCUUCAAGCUGCUCCAGCUGUCCCGCGAGAUGAAGAAGAACAUGUCGUCGGAGGAGCAACAGCGAAUGGCGAAUCGCGUACUGCUGGCGACCCUGUCGAUACCGUUGCCGUCCGCGCACCCCGAAUUCGACCGCUUUAUCGAGACCGACAAGAGCCCGUUGGAGAAGGCGCAGAAGCUCGCGACCCUCCUGGGCCUCUCGCAGCCGCCCACUCGCGUCUCCCUCCUCAAGGACAUCGUGCGCCUGAACGUGGUGAUGCUCGCGUCGCCUCAGCUGCAGGAGCUCUACUCCUGGCUAGAGGUGGAGUUCCAUCCUCUGGAGCUCUGCACCAGAGUCGACUCCGUCAUCCAGACUCUGCAGGCGGACGAGAACAGCCCGUUGACCCAGUACGUCCCGGCGCUGCAGGACGUGACGCUCGUGCGUCUCGUCCACCAGAUCUCCCAGGUCUACCAGACCGUCCAGUUCUCCCGGCUGCUGGAACUCGCGACGUUCACGAGCGACUUCCACCUGGAGCGGCUCCUGGUGGACUGCGUGCGCUACAACGACAUGCAGAUCAGGAUAGACCACGGCAAGACGUGCGUGCACUUCGGCGUGGACCUGUCGGAGGCGCAGCGCGAGGACCACCCGGACGGUCCGGUGCUCCAGGCGAUGCCGUCCGAGCAGAUACGCUGCCAGCUGGUGAACAUGGCGACCGUGCUGCACCGGGCGAUCAACGUGAUCAACCCGAACAAGAAGAAGCUGGAGCGGGAGAAGCUGCGCGGCGCGAUGGUCGCGCAUUACCACGAGACGAAGAUGAAGGAGCACCAGAGGAUACUGGGCAGGCACAAGAUCAUCGAGGAGAGGAAGGAGUACAUCGAGCACAUCAACACCGUGCGCGAGGAGGAGGAGAUGCGCCGGCAGGAGGAGCUGCAGCGGCAGCAGAUGCUGGCCGAGCAGAAGAGGAUGGAGCAGGAGCGCGAGGAGCGCGAGCGCAAGCGGCAGCAGAGCGAGAUCCAGCAGAUCAAGGACCGGCAUCUGAAGGAGAAGAUGCAGCAGAUCUCGCAGACCAGCCACGGGCAGAAGGUGUUGAAGAAGCUCGACGAGGACGAGAUCAAGAAGCUGGACGCGGAGCAGAUCGCGGCCCGGGAGGCGGAGGAGCUGCAGAAGGAGCGCCGGGAGAUGCAGCAGAAGCUGAAGUCGCAGGAGAAGAAGGUGGAUUACCUGGAGCGCGCGAAACGCCUCGAGGAGAUCCCGCUGCUGGAGAAGGCGGUGGAGGAGAAGAUGGAGCUGGCGAAGCAGUGCUGGAAGCAGCAGGAGGACGAGCGGAUCGCCGUCGCCAUCGAGGAGAGGCAGCAGGCGGUCGCGACGCAGGAGCGGAUGGCGCGCAUGAAGACCGACCACGACAUCUUCCUCGCGAAGAUCCUGGCGGAGCGGAAGAACGUUUACCUGGAGAAGCAGACGGAGUACGACAAGCUGCUGAACGAGGAGCGCGCGAAGAGGCUGCUGCAGCGGAAGAAUCAGCGCAAGGCCGAGCGCAAGGCCAAGUGGGAGAAGGAGCGCGCCGAGGCGGCGGAACGGAGGCGCCUGGAGGAGCUGCGAGUCAAGCAGGAGGAGGAGAAGAAGCGGCUGGAGGAGGAGAGGGCCAAGAGGGAAGAGGAGGAGAGAGUCAGACGAGCCGAAGAGGAGGCCAGGGAAGCCGAGCGUCUGGCCAAGCUGAAGAAACAGUCGGAGAUCAUGCGGUCCAGGGAGGCCGAGGUCGAGCGGAAGCUCGAGGAGGAGAGGCAGCGCAGCAAGGAACUCGCGUCAACCUGGCGGCGCAUGGACAGGGAGCCCGAGCGCGAUGCCCCGAAACCUUCGUUGGAGUCAUGGCGGCGUAAUCCUGAUCCGAAGGACUCUAACGGGCUGAAAAGCGAGACGGAUCGCUGGAGGAAGCGCGACGACAAAAUCGAGGACUCCUCGUGGAAGAGAAGGGAGCCGGAGCGGCGCGACGCGGACAAAUGGAGGAGAAACGACGACUCGGAGAGGUGGAAGGACAGCAUGGAGAAGUGGAGGGACAACUACGACAGAGACGAUCGCGAGCGCGAUCGCGAGCGUGAGCGUGAACGCGAGCGUGACCGCGAACGUGAUCGCGAGCGUGACCGCGAUCGUGAGCGCGAGCGAGACCGCGAGCGUGAUCGCGGGAUGGACGGACGCUCGAUACGCGAAAUUCCCCGGGAUACGUUGCCAUCCGAUCGAGACCGCGGCAGAAUGUCCGACCGUCGUGGCGGCUAUCGACGUGAUGAGCCAAUACGAAAUACGAAUCAGGAUUGGCGCAAACGCGACCCGCCACAAGAUUCGCCCAGAGAUCCACCUAAGCGGGAGCGAGACGAGCGCAAAGACGACAGACUUCCACCCAGGCCCGACGACAGAAGACGACCGCUUGAGGACGACGGCUGGUCGAAAGUCAGUCGGCGCUAACGAUGGAUUCACAGCGCUCCGUUUUAAUAAAGGAAAUAAAGGAAAAUAUUUGCUUAA